Neoarthrinium moseri is the source of this 1005-nucleotide messenger RNA. RefSeq lists its product as uncharacterized. The record is from RefSeq and is a predicted model, not a curated record. Gene Ontology annotation, molecular function: phosphatidylinositol transfer activity. The transcript has 2 exons. Gene Ontology annotation, cellular component: cytosol; cortical endoplasmic reticulum; plasma membrane. Gene Ontology annotation, biological process: Golgi to plasma membrane protein transport; regulation of exocytosis. Lineage: Eukaryota; Fungi; Ascomycota; Sordariomycetes; Amphisphaeriales; Apiosporaceae. The coding region runs from base 1 to 1005 and encodes 334 amino acids.
AUGGCUGAUUCGCAGGCCAAGACGAUAACAGACACGAGCGUCCCGCUGGAGAAGGGUACCGAAGCCGGAGCUAGCACUGGUCCACCAGCACCGACCGGUCCUUCCGACGCCUCUGUGAAGCCUGAGCAGGGUGGAGCAACAGCAGCGGACGAGACGGCGACGGAGAAAGACGAAUCUCCUCCAGCUGCCGCAACGGCCUCUACGCCACUAUCAGAUCUCUGGACCGCUGCUGAAGCUAGUGGACACCCUGAAAUAUGGGGCGUCACCCUUCAGGAUCCCACUGCGCACGUUCCGUCCCAGAUCGUGUUCCAAAAGUUUCUGAACGCCAAUGAUGGGGAUUUUGCGAAAGCCAAGGAGCAGUUGAUCAAGACUCUGGAGUGGCGAGCAAAGUGGAAGCCUCUAGAUUUACUCAACAAGAAGUUCAGUAAGGAGAAAUUCGACGGUCUUGGGUAUGUCACUUCAUACGGUGAAAGCUCCCCUGAUUCAAAGGAGGUCUUCACCUGGAACAUUUAUGGCAUCGUGAAGUCUAUGGAAUCUACCUUUGGGAACGUUGAUGAGUUCAUUUCCUGGCGUGCUGCACUCAUGGAGCUGGCACUUCAAGAGCUUGGCUUGUCGGGAGCCACGAAGCCAAUCACCGCUGAUGAGGAUCCUUACAAAAUCUUCCAGGUUCACGACUACAAAUCCCUCAGUUUCUUUCGCCAGAAUCCAGCUGUGAAGGCAGCAUCAAAGGAGACGAUCCAAGUCUUUGGCCUGGUAUACCCGGAGCUUUUGAAAGAGAAAUUCUUCGUCAACGUUCCGGCAAUCAUGGGUUUCAUGUACGGGGUCAUGAAGCUUUUUGUCGCGCCCAAGACGAUCAAAAAGUUCCACCCAAUGAGUAACGGUGGUGCUCUUGCCCAUGAAUUUGCCGAGAGUAAGGUUGCCGAUUUGGGAGAAAAGCUGCCCGAGGCAUACGGCGGGAAGGGCGCAAAUCUCCAGACGCAGGGCAAGUCCACUUUGCUGGAGUAA